Messenger RNA from Gorilla gorilla gorilla (western lowland gorilla), 408 nucleotides. Its product is annotated as putative GED domain-containing protein DNM1P34. NCBI's taxonomy places the organism in Eukaryota, Metazoa, Chordata, Mammalia, Primates, Hominidae. The transcript has 2 exons. Gene Ontology annotation, biological process: receptor internalization; synaptic vesicle budding from presynaptic endocytic zone membrane. Bases 1 to 408 code for a protein of 135 amino acids. Gene Ontology annotation, molecular function: GTP binding; GTPase activity; microtubule binding. The record is from RefSeq and is a predicted model, not a curated record. Gene Ontology annotation, cellular component: synapse; cytoplasm; microtubule.
AUGCCUUUGUGUUCUCCAUGGCAGGCCAGCAAGGCCGAGGAGAAUGGCUCCGACAGCUUCAUGCACUCCAUGGACCCACAGCUGGUGCGGCAAAUGGAGACCACUCAGAGCCUGGUGGACUCCUAUGUGACCAUUGUCAACAAGACCGUGUGGGACCUCAUGGUUGGUCUCACGCCCAAGACCACCAUGCACCUCAUGAUCAACAACACCAAGGAGUUAAUCUUCUCGGAGCUGCUGGCCAAACUGUACUCAUGUGGAGACAAGAACAUGCUGAUGGAGGAGUCCAAGGAGCAGGCAAAAUGGUGCAACGAGAUGCUGUGCAUGCACCAUGUGCUGAGGGAGGCACCCAACAUCAUCAGCGACAUCAAAACAACCAUUGUCAGCAUGCCCACGGGGGCCCAUGGAUGA